UUGGACAUCUAGACAAUUUUAAUUUCACUUUGGUAGUGCAAAUAUACACUAUUACAUUGAAAUUCAUACUGUAAUCAUUGAAGCAAUUGAUAGAGAUGUACAGACAUAUUUUUCAGAGUAGCUAUGAAGGAAACAAACACUUGAUUCUACACAUAAGCAAUGCAGAUGAUAUAAUAUCUAGUAGUCAAAGUAUGUUGUUAUGGCCCUAUGUAUACAUCUGAUAUGUAAAGUAAGGCAUUUAAUGUUGCCUUAUAGUUAUAGGUCCGUGUUAAUCAGUUUAUCCAAUAAAUUAUUGAUUUAAAUGUAUUAGGAGUCAUAAGUAACUUUGUUAUUUACAUGUGUUGUAGGACAGAGUUAAUUUGGGGAUCAGAGUUACCAUCUUAGUUUGUGAGUUUCAACAUGUUUUAGGAGUCUGAGCUACUCUGUUAUUUACAUGUUUCAAGAUCUAUUGGGUUUUCGAGUUACUCUGUUAUUUUACAUGUUUGUGUGGGUCAGAUUUACCCAGUAUUUGGGGAUAAGAGUUAUCCUUGUUGUUAGAUUUGCAACAUGUAAUUAGGAGUCGGAGUUACUCUGUUAUUUACAUGUUUCAACAUGUAAUUAGGAGACAAAGUUACUUUGUUAUUUACAUGUUUGUAUGGGUCGGAGUUACCCAGAUAUUGGGGAUCAGACUUACCCUCCAUUUGUUAUAAUUGCAACAUGUAAUUAGGAGUCAGAGUUACUCUGUUACUCACGUGUUGGUGUGGGUCAGAGUUAUCCAGUUUGGUUGGAGACAAUUAACCUAAAUAUUUGGUCUAGUUUGAACAUGUUUUUUAUCAAGGAGUCAAGGUACUAGUGUCAUGUACAUGGAAUUUGGUCAAAGUUUUCUUAUAGAUACUUAGGAUAAUUUCAACAUGUAAUAGUAGGUAGAGCUAUUUGUCACUGGAACAUAUUUGUGGGAUGUAUUCUGUUUUUGUUUUAAUGUACAUGUAUACAUGUACAUGUAAGUCAGAAUUUUCUCAUAAAACUGUGUCAGUAAUUGUGUCAUCUCUUGAAAUGACCAUUUUAUCUAUAUGUAGAAUUUACACAUUCUUUAUGGUUCUUGGUAUAGAUUUGACAGUCUUCUAACUUGCAUUGUUGUGAAAAUUUUCCUAAUUUGGUACAGUCGAUGUUAUUUCUUAUCAUCUUUUCCUCAGGAACAAUGCCACCAAAGAACAGAAAUAAGAAAGGUGAUUCCUCGGUGGGAGAGCAGUCCAACUCCUCUGUUGCCAUGAACGCAAAGAAAAGGCGAAAACAAACAACCCAUCAAGAGCAAUAUACCGUGACACAGAGUGCAAUGCCGAACAUUGACUAUGCUUUACUGGCAAAACACAUUCUCGAACAACAAAAAGUGCCAGCCAGUGAAACUGGACUUGCUGAGGCAAACCUUGUAAGCCAAGAGGAAGUAACAGCACCUACCAAUCUUGUCACAGAGCCAGAAUCCACCAGUGGGCUACUGAACCCUGCAACAAAUUCAAUUUCUACUGAUGGUACUCUACAAGCGAGUGCCAUGGUCCCAGCUUCUGCACUUGGAGCCCUUCUGGACAAUGUGUUCACAGUUUCAGGCUUCACAUCUGGUCAACCCAUGAACACCCAGAAAUUGUUGAAGACUACACUGAUUCGGGUUUAAACAGACAGUCAUUCUCGCUUCAUCGAAGCUAUUGAUAGCAUCAACAAAUUUGGCACACCCACCACCACCCCAUCUUUUCCUACCUUACUUGCAUUGAUAUGUUUUAAGAUAUGUUAUGGCCUUUGUAUUUUUGAUAUGCCAUCUUUUUGCUGUAGACCUAAUCAAUUUUAUAAUUUUUGCAUAUGUUGUUCUUCCGUAAAUUUAGGGGAUCAGCAUAUUGAUAUGUCAUCAUGUAUUGUGUGAAUAGUUUUUGGUCUGAUCCCCUUAUUAUAUUUUGUAUAUAUUUUUCCUUAUUUGCGUCAUUUGAAUAAAUGACAUAUUUCAUCUCU
This is a messenger RNA of Ostrea edulis (European flat oyster), 1974 nucleotides long. RefSeq lists its product as uncharacterized. Bases 1145 to 1645 code for a protein of 166 amino acids. The transcript has 2 exons. The record is from RefSeq and is a predicted model, not a curated record. Lineage: Eukaryota; Metazoa; Mollusca; Bivalvia; Ostreida; Ostreidae.